Messenger RNA from Equus caballus (horse), 3892 nucleotides. RefSeq names its product potassium channel tetramerization domain containing 8 (gene KCTD8). Gene Ontology annotation, cellular component: signaling receptor complex. NCBI's taxonomy places the organism in Eukaryota, Metazoa, Chordata, Mammalia, Perissodactyla, Equidae. The record is from RefSeq and is a predicted model, not a curated record. Gene Ontology annotation, biological process: regulation of G protein-coupled receptor signaling pathway; protein homooligomerization. Gene Ontology annotation, molecular function: protein binding.
UCCUCACCAAACAAGCAUAAAAAAACCCUGUACAUUAUUUUAAUCUGUUAAUGGAUAAAGUUCAUCUGUAAUAUUAUUAUGAUAAUUUUUGAAGCAAACUGCUUGGUGCCACAGUAUACUCAUUUCAUUUUUGUUAUUUAUAAAUCAAUGAUUCUUUACCUUUCUGAACCCAAAAGGAUGCUCCAGGAUGAAAGAUUUCUCAUUUGCAUUUCUAUCCUCACUCUCUAUCACAAAUAAUGCUGAUCCUGCAGACUAUUCCUGAGCUAUGUACAAAUGGAUAUUAAGGUGAGCUUAAAUUCACAUAAUUUUCAUUUGUGACCUGACUCUUGGGGUUAGAAGACUAAUAAAACAUAAGCCACUUCUCUUGCCUUAUGGAGUUGAAAAGGAAAUGGAGAGAUUAAUGAAAAGACUGAUCAGGAUUGGAAACUAGGAAUAAAUAGAGUAAGUUUCCUCCCUGGAUCCCACGCCUCCUCCAUAAACAUUUAUUAAGGAUCUACUACGAAUCAAAUCCUGAAAAAGUCAAAGAAGAAAACAGUCACGUUACAUGCAAAGCUUUAUCAGUUUUGUGAACUGAAAUCAGAUUUUAGUUGUAAAGAAUCUUCAACUAUACGUAGCACAUGAAGUUAAAUAUGCAAUCAUGACGUUUGAUUGUAAUAGAGCUUCGCGCAUUUCCCUGUCACUUCAAAAACUAUGGUAAAAGGACUACAAGAGCUUCACGCCCACGUGGUCUUCUUGCAAUCACUGCUCGCACUCCAACAUUUGCAGUAAUUUCAGAUUAGGAGCCUAGCAUUUUUGUUAUAAUACAAACCUUUCGGCUCCCCACUCCUUUCCGCCUUGAUGUAAGCGUAAAAAAACAGUUUUACUGGGCGAACAGGGCCGAGGGAGGUAAGGAAGGAAGGGAGAGACGAAAGGAGGGAGGUAUGGAGGGAGGGAAGGACGGAAGCAGGGAAUGAAACGAAUGGAGGAGAGAAGCUGUCCUUUUUCCCAUUUGUUUUCGGUUUCCUGCCCGCUUCUCCGCCAGCUGCCCAGUAGCAUCUCCUCCUGGCUUGGUGCCCGGCCCCGCCCCCUAGCGUCGGAGCCAGGCAGCCAGGGGAUGGCGCGUAUCUCUUUAAAUGACAGCUGUGGCUCGGGUCCCAGUACCCGGCUUGACGUCAGUGCCGCCUCCCAGGCUGCAAGGAGUAGUUAGCGCCGCCGUCCGCGCUCGGGGCUCGAGGCGCUCUCGCAAGCUGCCGGGGCGGCGAGUUUUCUUUGCUCCGGCCCCUCCUCCCGCCCUCCCCGCGGAGAGCCGAGCGCAGCCCGGGAGCCUCUUGCAAGUCUCUCUCACACUUCCCCGCCGUCGCCCCAGAGGAGCAGCCGCUCCUCCUCGCGCCGCCACCCCGCCGCCGCGCCCGCGGAGCUCCUCUCCCGCGCUUCACUCCCUCGAUGGAGCCCGGGCGCCGCCGCCGCUGCCCCGAGCCCUGAACCGGGCCGCCCCGGCCGGAGGAACGUGCCGCCCGGCCCGAAGGUGCACCAGGCGCGCAGGGCGCGGGCUUCGGCAACGAGAAAGUGCUGCUCUCCCGGGUCACCUGGCCGGCGGCGGGGGGACCAUGGCUUUGAAGGACACGGGCAGCGGCGGCAGCACCAUCCUGCCCAUUAGCGAGAUGGUCUCCUCGUCCAGCUCGCCCGGCGCGCCGGCAGCCGCCGCCCCCGGGCCCUGCGUGCCCUCGCCCUUCCCCGAGGUGGUGGAGCUGAACGUGGGAGGCCAGGUCUAUGUGACCAAGCACUCGACGCUGCUCAGCGUCCCGGACAGCACUCUGGCCAGUAUGUUCUCGCCUUCUAGCCCCCGGGGCGGCGCCCGACGCCGGGGCGAACUGCCCAGGGACAGCCGGGCGCGCUUCUUCAUCGACCGGGACGGCUUCCUCUUCAGGUACGUGCUGGAUUAUCUGCGGGACAAGCAGCUCGCGCUGCCCGAGCACUUCCCCGAGAAGGAGCGGCUCCUGCGCGAGGCCGAGUACUUCCAGCUCACCGACCUGGUUAAGCUGCUAUCGCCCAAGGUCACCAAGCAGAACUCGCUCAACGACGAGGGCUGCCAGAGCGACUUGGAGGACAACGUCUCGCAGGGCAGCAGCGACGCGCUGCUGCUGCGCGGGGCGGCGGCCCCCGCGCCCUCGGGCCCCGGAGCGCACGGCGGCGGCGGUGGCGGCGGCGGCGCGCCGGACAAGCGCUCGGGCUUCCUCACGCUGGGCUACCGCGGCUCCUACACCACCGUGCGCGACAACCAGGCGGACGCCAAGUUCCGGCGUGUGGCGCGCAUCAUGGUGUGCGGGCGCAUCGCGCUGGCCAAGGAGGUCUUCGGGGACACGCUCAACGAGAGCCGCGACCCCGACCGGCCGCCCGAGAAGUACACGUCCCGCUUCUACCUCAAGUUUACCUACUUGGAGCAGGCGUUCGAUCGCCUGUCCGAGGCCGGCUUCCACAUGGUGGCGUGUAACUCCUCGGGCACCGCCGCCUUCGUCAACCAGUACCGCGACGACAAGAUCUGGAGCAGCUACACCGAGUACAUCUUCUUCCGACCACCUCAGAAAAUAGUGUCACCUAAACAAGAACAUGAAGAUAGGAAACAUGACAAGGUCACAGAUAAAGGAAGUGAAAGUGGGACUUCCUGUAAUGAGCUCUCCACUUCCAGUUGUGACAGCCACUCAGAAGCGAGCACUCCCCAGGACAACCCACCCAAUGCCCAGCAGGCAACAGCUCACCAACCUAACACCUUAACAUUGGAUCGCCCUUCCAAAAAAGCACCUGUGCAAUGGAUGCCCCCACCAGACAAACGCAGAAACAGUGAACUCUUUCAGACGCUCAUCAGCAAGUCCCGGGAAACAAAUCUUUCAAAAAAGAAAGUCUGUGAGAAGCUAAGUGUGGAAGAAGAAAUGAAAAAGUGUAUUCAGGAUUUUAAAAAAAUCCACAUUCCAGAUUAUUUUCCAGAGCGCAAACGCCAGUGGCAGUCUGAACUGUUACAAAAGUAUGGGUUAUAGUAAUUAGCACAUUCCUGCAGUAUUUCGAUGACAUUCAAUGUUUACUACUGUGUCACCACCUGACUGUGUCCUAACAAUGGUCAGUGUGAUUUCUUGCUGCUCUUCCUUUUUGUGAACAGUGGAUGUGGGACAGUAUUUUCUUUCAUCCUUUUUUGUUGUUGUUUUUAGAAAAAUGACUAAAAAGAAGAAAACCAAUAAAUGUUGAAUCAAAAUGGUAUAUCUGAUCAAACCAUUUUUGCAAGAAUGAAAGUAAAAUGUGCAUGAUCAAGAAACUUAGAAUCUUGAUUUUUGAACUGUGGUCAACUGGAUAUGUUUGUCAUUUUGUAACUCACCAAAAACAAAUCAUCAUAUCACUCCAAUUAAAAUGACAAUAUGGAUGAAGCAACAUCAAGUAAAAUGUUAAAUGAUGGUUUGGGGACCCAAAUCUCAAACUGUUUAGAUGUUAAUGCAAUAAAACAAGUAUUAUUUUUGCAUGAGCACAAUGUUACAAAUAACACAAGACAUAGGGAAGAUCUGUUUGUUGCUUGGGAAGAAAAAUAAUUACAAAAAAAUAAAGAAAAAAUAUGUUUCAGGCGAAGCCUAUAAAUGUAAGCUGUCUAGGAGACUGAAUUUCCUUUGUUCUGGAUCUGUGAUUUUUUUUGUGUAUGUGUAUGGUAUUCUGUGUGUUAAGACGGUGUAAAUAUGCCUUAUACUGUUGUGUUAUGGCACUGACAUUCAUCUAUUAAAGCUGGUUAUGAUUAUUUCUGUGAAAUGAGUCCUCACAUCAGGCUGUGAAAAUUGGUGUAAUGAUGCUCGGAAAGAUCCUAUUAUCAUGUUAAUCAAAAUGAUUGAGGGAAAUGGUAAAGAGCUUUAUGUAUUUAUUAAAAAAAGAAAAUAUGUGA